Molecule: messenger RNA, 261 nt
Organism: Blepharisma stoltei
Lineage: Eukaryota; Ciliophora; Heterotrichea; Heterotrichida; Blepharismidae
Source: the annotation of a GenBank genome assembly
AUGCAGAGAAAGACCCCAAAAGACAAACCAAAUGAUCCACCAAAAGAAUUAUCAAAACCUACAAAAAGACUUACAAAAAGUCCUAUUAAAGACAACCAAAAAAUCAAUCAAAAGGCCUGCCAAAAAUACUCACAAAUAAUUGCUGCAAGAACUGCAAAGAGAGUGAAAAAUUGAAGAAGUGCAAAUGAAAUAAGAAGAAAACCUGUAGGAAGGAUAGGAAUAAGAGUAAAAAGAGAAGGAAAAGAAAAGCCCGACCAAUAA